Messenger RNA from Hippocampus zosterae (dwarf seahorse), 2911 nucleotides. Its product is annotated as proline-rich transmembrane protein 4-like. The record is from RefSeq and is a predicted model, not a curated record. Lineage: Eukaryota; Metazoa; Chordata; Actinopteri; Syngnathiformes; Syngnathidae. Bases 337 to 2841 code for a protein of 834 amino acids. The transcript has 3 exons.
AGAGUCAAGGUUCCUUGCAAAUGUAUUGAAUCAAAUUUCAAAACUGAACUGUUCUUAGGUCGUGAGUUUUUUUUUCUUUUUUAGUUCAUCAUGAUACCACGCUUUGAGAGCACAGAUGUAGGGCACUUUCAGUAUAUGGAGUGAGUGGGCCUUAUCUGCAGGAGGUGGGGUCUACAAGUGUGUGUGCGUAUGUGUACAGAACAAAAAAAGCGCACUAUGCAGUGAGAGUGCAGUUAUGCAGUGAUCCAUUGUUGGAAGCAGCAGAGUGGGCUACCGAUGAGGUGGAACAAAUCAUCAAUCCAUGAUGUGAUAAGUGGGAUUUCAUAGACCCUGACCAUGGUUUUUCAGUGGAAUCUUUUCCUUCUGUCAUGGCUUCUUUCAUUUCGUGCCGCGCUGCUAACCGGAGAACAUCCCAAGGGAUCCUCACGGAGACCUUUUGAUUCUGGUUUGGGGGAAAACAUGCUUGAACGUUCUUCAAGUCCAUCUGUAAAUUGGGAUUUCGGUCGACAGGGAUUUCUCGGUGAGUACGGUGAUGUCGAGGAGGUUUUGCAGACAAUGCCGUCACAUCGAAGGGACGAGGGACUGGAGACCCAGAGUGCUGCAGAAGUUACUUUAUCAGUAGCUUCUACAACAGAUGGAGUUAUGCUGGACUUUUUCCCAAGUGGGCAGUAUGGUCCAGACCUUAAGUCCAACAAGGAGAACAGUACUUCACUUGUAGCCACUGGCAGACCAGGAAAGGCCGUUACGACAAAAGUUGGAUUUGAAGAUCUGGCCCCGAUCAGAGGAGCUAACACAGAGACUGAAAGAGAUGAUGACCGGCAACUGCCCAAGACCACUGGUCCUCUCCAGACAUCAGUCACACCCUGUGAGACAACAAUCCCAACCUGGACUUCCAUGAACCAGGAUGAAUUUCCACCCAGUGACUCCCUGGGUCCCUCUCUGGAUCAUAGGUCUGUCCUUUUUGUUCCUCUGUACUCGGACUGGAACACUGCCCUCGCCACAUGGGGAUUUGCCUGGGAAGCCCACAUCUACGGUCUUGGUUCCGUCUUUACAGUGUUCAGCCUGAUCUCAGUGGUCUGCUUGUUGGGCCUCCCCUUCCGCUGUCCGUCUGGAAGCCCCUACUUCGCCCUGCUGCACUUAUUUCUCGUCGGUUUCACCGGAAUUCAGGCUUUCUGCUUGCUCUAUGACGCUUACAAACACCAAGACCGCCUUCCUCCUCUGAGUUCUCUGCUUCUCUCCCAGCUUCCCUUCCCUUGUCUGAUAUCCGCCUUCUCCCUGGCCUUCUUCCUUCUUUCCCUGCGCUCUCGCAAGCGUCUGUCGCUUUCGCUCGCCAUCUCCCCCUCGAUGUCCGCCCUCCCCAAACCUUGCCUCCUGCUCUCUUUAUCCAUGGUGCAUUUUGGUGUUUCUCUUGGAUGCAUUGGCAUUCUGCAGCUCUUUCACAGCCUCCCCACUAUCAUUCUCCUGGUCCCUCAGGGGGUCUUUGUGUGCUUAACACUUUUUCUCUCAAGCUCCUAUGCCAUCUUUUACUGUCUGAUACACGUGGACACCAAACACAUUUACCGGCUGGAUGACAAUGGGGAGUGCGGAGGAUCUCCUGAGAUGAUGCAUCCCGCAAGUUGCCCUUUUGCAAAAGUGGAAGACUGGGGUCGGGCAGCAGGUGCCGGAGUCGGGGCUUCUUUGUGUUUGCUAGGAUGCGGUGGCCUGCAACUCUAUGGAAUCUUACACGCUCUUGGUUUAGGCGGAGUUGAAAGUUACGGCUUCCUGCCCUGGCCUUGGUGGGGAUAUCAGAUUGGAUGCCGGCUGUGUGAAACCGGAGUUUGCCUUGGUUUGUCUCUCAUUGGCACGCAUCCUCUGUUCUGUCACAAGUCUUUCAAUGCUCAUCCCAGGCCAGGGUCUUGGUCUCGACUGUCCUGCAGCUCACCCACACGUGGGAUCACCCUACCCGCUCUGGGCCAUGCAAAUACACACGUAAUUUCCUGGUUGCAAGAGAAACCCCAAAAGAUGGUAGAGUGCGGUGUCACGACAAAGGGACCGUCGGAGGUUCUUCCUCUUGGCUUGAUGUUGGAUACCCCUGCAAAUGGUCUUGCCUGUACCUCUUUGCCAAACCAAGCUCAGACUGCUUUACUACCAACGCCCGCAAGCCCAGCGCACAAGCCUAAACAUGAAGACUUCCAGCUCUCCUCCCUGAGUUUACGGGCCGACUCCACUGUUGACCUACACCCACCAUCUCCAAUAGACUUGUCCCGCAGCAUCGACCAGGCUCUCUUUAGUGAUUCCCUAUUCACUCACAGCAUAUUUGGCGUGCCGAGACUUUUCCCUUGUUCCUCCAGCCAUUCCCUGGGCUCUCCCAAACAAGGCACAUCAAAACAAGGGCCUGCCUCUGUGGAAAGUUCUCUUUAUCGAACCUCUUCCUGUGGAGACCUGGAUCAAGAGAACAAUUCCAAACGUUCCCAGCCUCACGGCAUACUGAAAUCCCACAACAAAGCACCCGUGUCAUCUGAGCAGUAUGAUUGGAAAGGAAGCAUGUCUGGUUCAACUCUGGGCCUGUGUAGCAAAGCCAAGGAGACAAGAAAGCUCCGCUCCAAUUCCUGGGCAAACAGAGGGCAAAUCAAGGCACAAAACAGCCUGCCACGUCCCAUUCCGCACUUGUCAUACUACAGACGUUACCGAAGCUUGAGCGUCGCUUCCAAGGAUGGCCAAGUAUCUGGACAACUGAUGGGAAGUCAACACUUAAGCGAGAGCAAGCAGCUGGAAUGGGAUCUGGCCGUGCAAGCGGAGUUCGUCAACGUAUGCAAACAAAUUGACGCUAUGAGCAUUUGCAGUGAUACCAUCGAACUGUAGACAGUUAGUAAAGUAUGUGAUUUGAAUCACAUGUAAUGUGUUGAAAUUAUAUAGAUAAAUGUAAAAAAAA